Molecule: messenger RNA, 3754 nt
Organism: Zootoca vivipara (common lizard)
Lineage: Eukaryota; Metazoa; Chordata; Lepidosauria; Squamata; Lacertidae
Product: zinc finger protein with KRAB and SCAN domains 1
Biological process (GO): regulation of transcription by RNA polymerase II
Molecular function (GO): DNA-binding transcription factor activity, RNA polymerase II-specific; RNA polymerase II cis-regulatory region sequence-specific DNA binding
Source: RefSeq, a predicted model, not a curated record
GGAGUGCAUGUUUUGGUGUGUUGGGGGGGGGGGUGAUGUGCAAGAGAGAGAGAGAGGCAGGCGAGGCAGGACGUGAAAAGUCACAAUUUCACUUCCUGUGUGCCAUUUCUUCCUCUCCGCGGCUCUUUUGGGAAGGAGAGAGAGAGUGUGUGUGAUUUUGGGUUGGGCUGAGAGACUUCAGAGAAGUGUGACUAGCCCAAGGUCACCCAGGAGCUGCAUGUGGAGGAGCGGGGAAGCGAACCCGGUUCACCAGAUUAUGAAUCUAUCGCUCUUAACCACUACACCACACUGAAAAGCUGUGCUGUCUGAUUUCUGGGGAUCAGAACUGUCUUCAAGGAAGAGGAGCAGGCCAGGGAGCCAGGACCUCCUGUUCAGCCCCCUCUGUGAUCGUGCACGAGAGGCUUGCACCAGGGAUGAAAAUGGAGGAACCAAGCCAAGCAGCCCCCAAACCGGUGGAGGGAGCAGAGAGUGUGAGGAGACCCCACCAGAGGGGCUGCAUCCGGGAAUUCCUGCAAAAGAUGCCGUCCCAGCACCAAGUGAAAGAGGAAGGAGGGGAAGGGAUCCUUCAGCGCUGGGAAGUCCAGUGGCAGGAGUUCCUGAAGGAAGUGGAGUCCCCUCACGUGGGUUGGGGGGUCCCGCAGCCGCCAGAGGAGCCCACCCCCUGGGAUGAUACCAAGGCCUUCUUUGCCUCCUUCGAGCAAGUGGCGGAAGCCUGCCGGUGGCCCCGGGAGGAGUGGGCAGCCCGGCUCUCACCAGCCCUCAGCGGAGAAGCCGAGCGGGCCUUCCACAGGCUGGAGGGCCAGGACAGAGAGGAUUAUGGGAAAGUGAAGGCGGCCAUCUUGCGCGGGGAUGCCAUCAGCAGGGAGACGAACCGCCAGUACUUCCGGCGCUUCUGCUACCGGGAAGCCGAGGGGCCGAGAGGGGCCUACAGCCGCCUCCAGGAGUUCUGCCGGCGGUGGCUGAAGGUGGAGAGGCACUCCAAGGAGCAGAUCCUGGAGCUGCUGAUCCUGGAGCAAUUCCUGACCAUCCUGCCUCCAGAGAUCCAGAGCUGGGUCAGGGAACGGGGGCCAGAGACCUGCUCCCAGGCAGUGGCCCUGGCCGAGGACUUCCUGCUGAGGCAGCGGGAGGCAGAGCAGCCAAAACCUCAGGUAAGCGUGCCGUUUGAGGAGGUGGUCCUGAGUUUCUGCGAGCCGGGGCUGGUUCCUUCUGAACCUGUCCACCGGCAGAUGCGCCGGGAGACCAAGCAGGAAGCUGACCAUGGAGAGGCCCUCUUGACAGGAGCUAAAGGGUGGACGAACCUCAACAAAACGGAGAGGUACGCCCCGGAAGAUCGCGAGCAUCUGUCACCACGUGGGACGUCGGUUUGGGGCGCAGGAGAAGAAGUUUCCUGUUUCCCCGAGCAGGGAAACGCUCUGGGUGGGCACCAGGAAGCGGACUCGGAGCGAGAAGUUGGUGUGUCUGUCCCGUUUGGGGGCACAUUCCAUGAUCUGAAUGAGGAUGCACAGCAGCGGAGGAGUCACACUGGUGUUUGGCAGGCAAGUGAGAACGGAGAGAGCCCCAGUCACCAGGAAACCUCUGACCAGCUGGAUCAACCACAUGGGAAGUCUCCAGGAGGUGUUACAGAAGAGGACCUCUGUGAGGACCACGCCAAAGCCUCUGGGGAUCCUCGUAGGCCGCAGAGGCAGUCCGGGAGCAAACCCGUUCCUUGCGGAAUAGGCAAGAAGGUAUUUGCUGGAACUUUGCCAGAGCAUAAGCCCAAGAGCUGCGUCGUGAUCGGCAAGGCACUGAAAAACUCGGGCCUCUUCAAGCAGGAGAAGAACUGCGACGGGGCCAUGACGUACCAGUGCACAGAGUGCGGUGAGAGGUUCACUCACAAGAAGCACAUGAUCGGCCACCGCAGAGUCCACAAAGGGAACACGCUGUACGACUGCUCUGCGUGCGAGAAGAGCUUCGUCUGGAUGUCGGACCUCACCCGACACCAGAGAAUCCACACCGGGGAAAAGCCGUACACCUGCUCCCUCUGUGGGAAGAAGUACGGCUCGCGCUCGGGCCUCAUUCAGCACAGUCACAGCCACGCGGGCGAGAAGCCCCACCAGUGUCCCGACUGCGGGAAGGGGUUUGUUUGCAAGUCGCACCUCACCCGGCACCAGCGGGUCCACCUUGGCAGGAAACUCUACGCUUGCUCCGAGUGCGGCGAAAGCUUCUGCCAGAUCUCGCUCCUCAUGCUGCACAAAAGAAGCCACGCCGAAGAGAGCCCGGCGGAGGUCGGGCUCUCAUCCUGAACCUCUGGAAUAUACCAAGAUUCCACUGUCCCCUUUGAACCGUUUGCAGUCAUGCAUUUUCUUGUGUCGCUUCUCAAUUUCAAAUAAUCAGCCUCGGAAGGAAAGCGCUCUGCGGUUUUUGUAAUUUAAAAGGUUAGGCCACACUUCGGAUUUAUGCCGUGAAGCAGGGGUGGGGAACCUCCAAUGCAGGUCAAAAAACGGCCCCCCUGGGUAUCUCCAAGUGGCCCUCAGAACACGCCCCAGUCAACAUCCUUCACUGGCAUCUCCUCAGGUGUUUUUACUAGGCUGGCGUGCAGCCUUGAACUCCAAUAAGGCCUCUUGCCUGCCUGCAGGAUGUAUGUAAAAACCUGCCCACAUACCAGUGCCAUGUGGCCACCAAAAGAUUCCCCAGCGGUGAAUGUGGCCCUCAGCCUCAAAAAUGUUCUCCACCCCUGCUUUCAAGCUCCUUCCGGCAAGGACCUCCCCACCUCCCAAUAUUAUUUUAUGAAUGCAAAAGAACCCUAGAUAAACCUGUAUACCUGGAUGGAGUUGUAAAAAGUUAUAAUAAAAAUAAUAAACCCCAAAACUGGAUUUGUGGCUGAAAUGCAACGGCAGAGAUGGGAGUCGUAUCACCACAUGUAUACUGCAGGUAUGGCUCUUAAUGAAAAGUUAGCUUGUUAGAGGAGUGACUUGAAUAAAGCAGAUGGAGUCCAGAGCAAAAAGACUGUAUUUUAUCAAGUAAACUGAACAGGAGCAGGGUAUAAUUUGAGGAGCAAUAAGCAGAGGGUUUUGUUUUGGUCAGGCCUUGUACAUAGCAGGAAGACAUACAAUGACAGGGGGGGGAACUCCCUCAGAAUCGCACAGCCAAUCAGAGCACGUGUUAUCUCAGCAAAGAUCAUGGCUGGUUGCUAAGCAACACCUCUGCAACCACUUGGUUAACUGACUGUGGGGGGGGGGGUAAUUAACCCUCGGGUGACUAACUGAAUGAUCCCUGCUGUUACACAUUUGACAACCUGCUCUGACAAACUCGUUCUCCGCAUUGGUGGUCAGAAUCGCCACCAAGCCCAGCAUUCUGUCUCCAACUGAGGCCAGUCAGAUGCAUCCAGGAACCUUUCUUCACUGUUUGUCGCUCGGCAGCUGUCAUUCAACGGUACACUGCCUCUGCAUAUGGAAGUUCUCUUUGGACUCUUGCAACGUAUAGCCAACGCUAGGCAGACUGCCCGGCCCCAUCAAUUUACCCCAUCUUUUUUUUAAAAGUAAGCAAUCCCUGUAUUUCUGGCAGCAAACCACAUUACUAAGUUUGUCAUUGGUAUGAGCUUUUGUGUGCAUGCACACUUCUUCAGAUACACAACUUGAAUAAAAUAUUAGGGAGGGCAGGUAAACCCUGCCCCAAAUAAUUGAUCACAUGACACGGUGCACGCACACCAUUUGAAUGGCAAUGCCCAUCAAUUUUGGGGGUCCCAGUCCCCUCAAAUAUUUUAUUGGGGUGACCA